Oncorhynchus masou masou (cherry salmon) is the source of this 12250-nucleotide messenger RNA. Its product is annotated as neuroblast differentiation-associated protein AHNAK-like. The transcript is spliced from 12 exons. NCBI's taxonomy places the organism in Eukaryota, Metazoa, Chordata, Actinopteri, Salmoniformes, Salmonidae. Bases 314 to 11941 code for a protein of 3875 amino acids. Gene Ontology annotation, cellular component: costamere; cytoplasm; nucleus. Gene Ontology annotation, biological process: regulation of RNA splicing. Gene Ontology annotation, molecular function: protein binding. The record is from RefSeq and is a predicted model, not a curated record.
CGGCUGGGAAGAGAUGCUGAAGAUGGAACCAGUUUGUCUGUUUUGGGGAGGGUUUGUUUUCACUGAGUGAGGCACCUGGAAGGCAUGCGAAGAUGGAACCAGUUUGUUUGCUUUGGGGAGGGUAUGCUUUCUCUGAGUGAGGCAAGGGGUAGGCAGUCCUACAGGAGUACGGAACAGCAUGGACUGCUAACACUGUCACAACUUUGUCACAUCGGUGGUAAAACUCCUCGGUGGCGGAGUAACAAGAAACUGCAUGGUCAAAACAACCCAAUGGAGACUAAGAUUUAGACAGAAGAGCUUUUCAUAAAGGAUCAUGCCUGGUGUCCGCAGCGGGAGGAGGCUCUCUGAUGGGCUGAUGCUGGAGCAAUCAGAGAAAGGACAAUUGGUCGUUUCCAGUGUUGUCGAUGGCUCCUUGGCCAAUCAGGGGCUGAAAGAAGGAGAUGAAAUUGUGGGUGCCACAAUCAACUUUGACCAACUUUCGAAAGACGAUGUGUUGAAAAUACUGAGGUUGAUGGAUGAUAAUGGAUUUGAUGAGAAGGUUCAAGUUCUGACGAAAAAUAAUUUGCGCAAGAGUAUGGGGACCUUGGACAGCAUCAAAGCACCAGAUGAGAUGUUGAAGGAUUCCUAUAACAGACUCAAUGCCAAAAUAAAGAAGUUCAUGAAGGAGGACAGCUCUGGACAACCUACAGCUUCUGGGGAAAGAUGCUCUCCUAACGCGCAGGUACCGAGACCUCUCUGGGCCAAGCCUGAUGUCAGAGGAACAGACUCUACAGUGACUCUCAAUACACCUGGUGGAGAACUUUCGUUGCCUAAUGCCAACAUGAAUACAAGGGAUCUCUUCCUAGCUCAAUUGAAUGGGUCUAUAGAGGCUGAUCCUGAUGUCAAUAUCUCCAAUUUACCUUCAGUAGACCUUAAAGGUUCCAAAAUAGAUCUAGAAUUGCCAAAUUCAGACAUUGGCAUCCCAUCUGGGAAGAUCAAAACACCAGGUCUUGGUAGGGCUGACUUUGCUAUAUCUGGACCAAGAUUUAGGAAUCCAGACCUGGACCUCUCAGUGGAUGAGAUGUGUGUAUCAGAUAUCAGUUUGCCUGACCUCAAUAGUCCAGAUAUUGACAUACCCCCAGGUAAAUUCAAACUAACGAAACCACAUGCAGAACUCAAAGCUUCUGAUUUCGAUGUGAAUGCCCCCUCUGGUAAACUGAAGAUGCCCAAAUUUGAUAAUGAUGUAAAAACACCAAAGCUAAUUCUCAAAGCUCCCAAGAUAAAAGGUGGACUUGAUGCACCUGACUUGGACUUACCCAAAGUCGACCUGAAAUCACCUAAAUUAGAUGUAAACACUCCAGAUAUUGACAUUGAUUCAUCCACAGGGAAAUUGAAAAUGCCCAAAUUGAAAAUGUCAACAUUUGGAAUGAAGGGGCCACAUAUUGACAAAGAUGGAGACAUAGAAGGGCCAGACCUGAACUUGUCAUCUCCCCAACUCAAGGGUUCCAAAGUAGACCUCAACAUUCCAGAUGCUGAUAUUGGCCAUCCAUCAGGAAAAUUCAAAAUGCCAACUUUCAAGAUGCCACAUUUAGGUUCCUCUGGACCAAAGUUUAAGGGGCCUGGCUUUGAUCUUUCAGCCCCCAAGUUUAAAGCUGGGAUUGAUGCCCCUGACAUGGAUUUACCAGACAUGGACCUCAAAGCCCCUAAAUUAGAUGUAAACACUCCAGAUAUUGACAUUGAUUCAUCCACAGGGAAAUUGAAAAUGCCCAAAUUGAAAAUGUCAACAUUUGGAAUGAAGGGGCCACAUAUUGACAAAGAUGGAGACAUAGAAGGGCCAGACCUGAACAUGUCAUCUCCCCAACUCAAGGGUUCCAAAGUAGACCUCAACAUUCCAGAUGCUGAUAUUGGCCAUCCAUCAGGAAAAUUCAAAAUGCCAACUUUCAAGAUGCCACAUUUAGGUUCCUCUGGACCAAAGGUUAAGGGGCCUGGCUUUGAUCUUUCAGCCCCCAAGUUUAAAGCUGGGAUUGAUGCCCCUGACAUGGAUUUACCAGACAUGGACCUCAAAGCCCCUAAAUCAGAUGUAAACACUCCAGAUAUUGACAUUGAUUCAUCCACAGGGAAAUUGAAAAUGCCCAAAUUGAAAAUGUCAACAUUUGGAAUGAAGGGGCCACAUAUUGACAAAGAUGGAGACAUAGAAGGGCCAGACCUGAACUUGUCAUCUCCCCAACUCAAGGGUUCCAAAGUAGACCUCAACAUUCCAGAUGCUGAUAUUGGCCAUCCAUCAGGAAAAUUCAAAAUGCCAACUUUCAAGAUGCCACAUUUAGGUUCCUCUGGACCAAAGGUUAAGGGGCCUGGCUUUGAUCUUUCAGCCCCCAAGUUUAAAGCUGGGAUUGAUGCCCCUGACAUGGAUUUACCAGACAUGGACCUCAAAGCCCCUAAAUCAGAUGUAAACACUCCAGAUAUUGACAUUGAUUCAUCCACAGGGAAAUUGAAAAUGCCCAAAUUGAAAAUGUCAACAUUUGGAAUGAAGGGGCCACAUAUUGACAAAGAUGGAGACAUAGAAGGACCAGACCUGAACUUGUCAUCUCCCCAACUCAAGGGUUCCAAAGUAGACCUCAACAUUCCAGAUGCUGAUAUUGGCCAUCCAUCAGGAAAAUUCAAAAUGCCAACUUUCAAGAUGCCACAUUUAGGUUCCUCUGGACCAAAGGUUAAGGGGCCUGGCUUUGAUCUUUCAGCCCCCAAGUUUAAAGCUGGGAUUGAUGCCCCUGACAUGGAUUUACCAGACAUGGACCUCAAAGCCCCUAAAUUAGAUGUAAACACUCCAGAUAUUGACAUUGAUUCAUCCACAGGGAAAUUGAAAAUGCCCAAAUUGAAAAUGUCAACAUUUGGAAUGAAGGGGCCACAUAUUGACAAAGAUGGAGACAUAGAAGGACCAGACCUGAACUUGUCAUCUCCCCAACUCAAGGGUUCCAAAGUAGACCUCAACAUUCCAGAUGCUGAUAUUGGCCAUCCAUCAGGAAAAUUCAAAAUGCCAACUUUCAAGAUGCCACAUUUAGGUUCCUCUGGACUAAAGGUUAAGGGGCCUGACUUGGAUCUUUCAGCCCCCAAGUUUAAAGCUGGGAUUGAUGCCCCUGACAUGGAUUUACCAGACAUGGACCUCAAAGCCCCUAAAUUAGAUGUAAACACUCCAGAUAUUGACAUUGAUUCACCCACAGGGAAAUUCAAAAUGCCAAAUUUGAAAAUGUCUACAUUUGGAAUGAAGGGGCCACACAUUGACAAAGUUGGAGAUAUAGAGGGACCAGACUUGAACUUGUCAUCUCCCAAACUCAAGGGUUCCAAAGUAGACCUCAACAUUCCAGAUGCUGAUAUUGGCCAUCCAUCGGGGAAAUUCAAAAUGCCAACUUUCAAGAUGCCACAUUUAGGUUCCUCUGGACCAAAGGUUAAGGGGCCUGACUUUGAUCUUUCAGCCCCCAAGUUUAAAGGGGGAAUCAGUCCCCUAGAUCCGAAUCUGCCAGAUCUCAAAGGCCCCAAACUAGGCCUAAAUGCACCAGAUGUAAACUUUAAUAUGCCCUCAGGUAAAAUCAAAGUACCUACAUUGAAGAAACCAAAGGUUGAUCUGAAUGCUCCUGAUCUGGACAUUGAUGGCCCCUCUGGUAAACUGAAAAUGCCCAAAUUUGGGCUGUCUGGUAAAAUUCCAAAAUCCACAAAACUUAAUCUCAAAGCCCCAAAGAUAAAGGGGGGAAUUGAUUCCCCAGACUUGAAUUUACCAGAUGCUGACCUCAAAGCUCCUAAACUAGAUAGAAAUGCCCCCGAUUUUGACAUCAAUGCAUCCUCUGGGAAAUUCAAAAUGCCCAAAUUCAAAAUGUCUAAAUUCAGAGGCCUAAAAAGACCAGAUGUUGACAUUGAUGGAGACUUAGAGGGUGCAGAUAUAGAUAUCAAUGCCCCCACAGCUAACCUCAAAGGUCCCAAAACAGGUCUAAAAAUGCCAGAUUUGAAGAUGCCUGAUGUCAGGCUAUCUGGGCACAAUGUAGAUAAACCUAACUAUGACUUACCUGAUAUUGAUCUCUCAGCCCCAAAGCUAAAGGGGGGCAUCAAUCCCCCAGAUUUGAAACUACCUAAAGGUAAAAUCAAAGGCCUAAAACUAGACCUCAAUGAUCCAGAUUUGGAUGUUCACGCUCCCUCAGGAAAACUGAAAAUGCCCAAAUUUGGACACUCAGGCACUAUGCCAAAAGGACCAAAUCUGGACAUAAAGGCAGGUGCGAAAUCACCAAAGUUCAGUCUAAAUAUGCCAAAGAUAAAAGCUGGGAUUGAUGCCCCUGACAUGGAUUUACCAGACAUGGACCUCAAAGCCUCUAAAUUAGAUGUAAACACUCCAGAUAUUGACAUUGAUUCAGCCACAGGGAAAUUCAAAAUGCCAAAUUUGAAAAUGUCUACAUUUGGAAUGAAGGGGCCACACAUUGACAAAGUUGGAGAUAUAGAGGGACCAGACCUGAACUUGUCAUCUCCCAAACUCAAGGGUCCCAAAGCAGACCUCAUCAUUCCAGAUGCUGAUAUUGGCAGUUCAUCAGGAAAGUUCAAAAUGCCAACUUUCAAGAUGCCAGAUUUAGGUUUCUCUGGACCAAAGGUUAAGGGGACUGACUUGGAUCUUUCAGCCCCCAAGUUGAAAGGGGGAAUCAGUCCCCUAGAUCUGAAUCUGCCAGAUCUCAAAGGCCCCAAACUAGGCCUAAAUGCACCAGAUGUAAACUGUAAUAUGCCCUCAGGUAAAAUCAAAGUACCGACAUUGAAGAAACCAAAGGUUGAUCUGAAUGCUCCUGAUCUGGACAUUGAUGGCCCCUCUGGUAAACUGAAAAUGCCCAAAUUUGGGCUGUCUGAUAAAAUGCCAAAAUCCACAAAACUUAAUCUCAAAGCCCCAACGCUAAAGGGGGGAAUUGAUUCCCCAGACUUGAAUUUACCAGAUGCUGACCUCAAAGCCCCUAAACUAGAUAGAAAUGCCCCCGGUUUUGACAUCAAUGCACCUUCUGGGAAAUUGAAAAUGACCAAAUUGAAAAUGCCUAAAUUCAGAGGCCUAAAGGGACCCGAUGUUGACAUAGAUGGAGACUUAGAGGGCCCAGAUAUAGAUAUCAAUUCCCCCACAGCUAACCUCAAAGGUCCCAAAACAGGUCUAAAAAUGCCUGAUUUGAAGAUGCCUGAUGUCAGGUUAUCUGGCCCUUAUGUAGAUAAACCUAACCAUGACUUAUCUGAUAUUGACUUCUCAGCCCCAAAGCUAAAAGGGGGCAUCAAUCCCGCAGAUUUGAGACUACCUAAGGGUCAUCUCAAAGGGCCCAAAUUAGAUCUCAAUGCUCAAGAUUUUGAUGUUGAUGCUCCAUCUGGUAAACUGAAAAUGCCCAAAUUUGGGCUUUCAAGUACAAUGCCAAAAGGACCAAAUGUGGACAUAAAUGCAGGUGCGAAAUCACCAAAGUUCAGUCUACAAAUGCCAAAGAAUAAAGGUGGGAUUGAUGCCCCUGGUGUGGAUCUACCAGACAUUGACCUCAAAGCCCCUAAAUUAGAUGUAAACACUCCAGAUAUAGACAUUCAUUCACCCACAGGGAAAUUCAAAAUGCCCAAUCUGAAAAUGCCUAAAUUUGGAAUGAAAGGGCCAGAUAUUGAUCUAGAUGGAGAUAUAGAGGGACCAGACUUGAAUUUGUCAUCUCCCAACCUCAAGGGUCCCAAAGCAGCACUCAACAUUCCAGAUGCUGAUAUUGACAGUCCAUCAGGAAAAUUCAAAAUGCCAACUUUCAAGAUGCCAGAUUUAGGUUUAUCUGGACCAAAGUUUAAGGGGCCCGACUUAGAUCUUUCAGCCCCCACGAUUAAAGGGGGAAUUAGUCACCCAGAUUUGGAUCUGCCAGAUGUUGCCCUCAAAGGCCCCAAACUAGACCUCAAUGCACCAGAUGUAAACUUUAAUAUGCCCUCAGGUAAAGUCAAAGUACCUACAUUGAAGAAACCAAAGGUUGAUCUUAAUGCUCCUGAUAUGGACAUCGAUGGCCCCUCUGGUCACCUGAAAAUGCCCACAUUCUUGCUGCCUGGUACAAUGUCAAAAUCCCCAGUCUUGAGGCUCAAAGCUUCAAACAUUAAGGGGGGAAUUGAUGUUCCAGACAUGAAUUUACCAGAUGCUGACCUCAAAGCCACUGAACUAGAUGUGAAUGCCCCAGAUCUUGACAUCAAUGAACCCUCUGGAAAAUUCAAAAUGCCCAAAUAUAAAAUGCUUAAAUUCAGCGACCUAAAGAGACCAGAUGUUGACAUUGUUGGAAACUUAGACGGCCCAGAUAUAGAUAUAAAUUCCCCCACAGCUAACCUCAAAGGUCCCAAAACAUGUCUAAAAAUUCCAGAUUUGAAGAUGCCUGAUUUCGGGCUAUCUGGGCCAAAUGUAGACGAAUCAGCAGUAUCAGAUAUGGACUUCAUGAAAACAAAUGACAUUUCUCCUCCAAAGGCUAAAGUGGAUCUAAAAGCACCAGACUUGAAAGUUAGUCACCCAGAUGUCAGCCUGAGUUUACCCAAAGCUGAUAUCAGAGGCCCAGAAUACAAAGUGUCAUCUCAUAGUAAACGCAGAUCUGAUAUCCCAGGUAGAGCGCAUAUAAAAGAUUUUGAAUGCCAGGUGGAGUAUAUAGAUAAGAAGACUGAUGGAGAAUUCAUCAACCCGUAUGGCAUGACGAGGUACUCAAAAUGCCCUAAGGUGGUACUAAACGCUGUCUUCCACUCGUCUCCCUCUCGGAUACGCACUAGAUUAGUGUCCUGCCUGCUGCCUCGACUCCCAGAGGGACCAACCCGGCACCGACCAGCAGUGUACCCUCUGCGGCCACAGAUGAUGCAUGUGAAGGCCCCUCCUCCGGCCUCCCUACGCGCAGCCCCUCCCAACACCAUGAGCACCGGAGCGGGAGUGCUGGGAGGUGGAACUGACAAAGCCCCCUCAGGACGUCCACGGAUGACCAGCAGGUUUAAGCAGAAUAACUUUUCAUUAAAGGCUGCUGUGAAAACUUUCAGAAGGAUCAUGCCUGGUCACCGUAGGGGAAGGAGCCUCUCUGAGGGGCUGAUGCUGGAGGAAUCAGAAAAGGGAGGAUUGGUCGUUUCCAGCGUUAUCGGUGGCUCCUCUGGCAAUCAGCGUCUCAAAGAAGGAGAUGAAAUUGUGGGUGCCACAAUUAACUUUGACCAACUGUCGAAAGACGAUGUGUUGAAAAUACUGAAGCUGAUGGAUGAUAAUGGAUUUGAUGAGAAGGUUCAAGUUCUGACGAAAAAUAAUUUGAGCAAGAGUAUGGGGACCUUGGACAGCAUCAAAGCACCAGAGGAGAUGCUGAAGGAUUCAUAUAAUAGACUCUACAAUGCCAAAAUAAAUAGGUUCAUGAAGGAUGACAGCCCUGGACAACCUGCAGGUGCUGGGGAAAGAGGCUCCCAUAAUGGACAGGUGAAGGGCAAGGGACCGAGACCUCUCUGGGGCAAACCUAAAUUUAAAGGUGACCUCAAACCCCCUGUCCUCACCAUGGAUUACCCAGUUGUGGAGACACACAAAGUAGAUGCUCCUACCUACCUAGAGUCUCCAGACCUCAAAUUCUCUGCUCCAAAGUUAAAGGUUCCUAAACUUGAUGUCAAAGGAGCGGUACCUGAUGCUCGCGGUGGAGAACUUUCAUUGCCUAAUGCCAACAUUAGUACAUCAGAUCUCUCCCUGUCUCAUUUGAAUGGGUCACUAAACAUUGAUUCUCCAUCAGUUAACCUGGAAAGGCCAUAUCUUGAAACUGAUAUAGAUGCUAUCGAUGCUCCAGAAUUUGAUAUGUCUUUGCCCAAAAAUGACCUCAAAGGCCCUGAUCUUGACCUGAAAGUUAUAGAUCCACUUCCCAAAGUUAGAGGAGAUAUCAAUGUCCCGGAAGCAGAGCUCAGUCUACCAGAGGGGGUUGUCACUGGACCUACUUUAAAUAUCAAUGCCACAAAGCUUGAUAAUGAAAGAACAGGCAAAAAGUUCAAAAUGCCCAAAUUUAAGAUGCCUGGCUUGGGUCUCUCUGGACCCAGUGUAAAUGUACCCAGCCUUGAGGUUGGUACACCAAAUAUGAGGAUCCCAGAUAAAGAUAUGCCAGGAGUUAAUCUUAAAGGUCCCCAACUAGACCUACAAGCACCAGAUGUUAAUCUCAAAGGUCCUAAUCCAGACCUGCAAGCCCCAGAUGUCAGCAUGAUGAAUAUGCCUUCAAGUAAAAUCAGAGUCCGGUCCUCCAAGAAACUGAAAAACCCAAACCUUGAUGUCGAUGAUCCUUCUGGUUAUUUUGAAUUGCCUAAGGUUAGGCUCUCUCGCAGAGUACCAAAAGGGCCAGAUUUAGACAUUGAUUCCGUUUUAAAGACCCAAGAGAUGCAUCUUAAAAACUCUUGGAUUGGUGCUCCUGACCUGAAUGUCCCUGAUGUAGAUUUACCAUCAGUAGACAUUAAAGGUUCCAAAAUAGAUCUAGAGUUGCCAGAUGCAAACAUUGGUAUCCCAUCUGGGAACAUCAAAACACCAAGUCUUGGGAUGCAUGACUUUGAUAUAUCUGGACCAAGAGUUAGGACUCCAGACCUGGACCCCUCAGCGGAUGAGAUGUGUCUAUCAGACGUCUGUUUGCCUGACCUCAGUACUCCAGAUAUCGGCAUAACCUCAGGUAAAUUCAAACUAACAAAACCACAUGCAGAACUCAAAGCUCCUGAUUUCAACGUGGAUGCCCCCUCUGGUAAACUGAAGAUGCCCAAAUUUGGCUUGUCUGGCCUAAAAAGACCAGAUCUGGGCAUUGAUGCUGAUGUAAAAACACCAAAGCUAAGUCUCAAAGCUCCCAAGAUAAAAGGUGGACUUGAUGCACCUGACUUGGACUUACCCAAAGUUGACCUGAAAUCACCUAAAUUAGAUGCAAACACUCCAGAUAUUGACAUUGAUGAACCUUCAGGAAAAUUCAAAGUGCCAACGUUUAAGAUGCCUAAAUGUACCCUUUCGGGCCCUAGAGGGCCAGAGGUUGGCAUUGAUGGAGAGUUGGAUGGACCAGACCUGAGCUUAUCAUCUUCCAAAUUAAAACAGCCAGAUGUGGAUGUUGGUAGUCCAUCUGGAAAAUUCAAGAUGCCAAUAUUUAAAAUGCCAGACUUUGGCUUCUCAGGCCCAGAUGUUCAAGGGCCUGACUUUGAGGUAAAGAAUCCAAACUUGGAUCUUUCAGCCCCCAAGUUUAAAGGGGGAAUUAGUCACCCAGAUUUGGAUCUGACAGAUGUAGACCUCAAAGGCCCCAAAUUAGACCUUAAUGCACCAGAUGUAAACUUUAAUAUGCCCUCAGGUAAAGUCAAAGUACCUACAUUGAAGAAACCAAAGGUUGAUCUGAAUGCUCCUGAUCUGGACGGCCCCUCUGGUCACCUGAAAAUGCCCAAAUUUGGGCUGUCUAGUAAAAUGCCAAAAUCUCCCAAAUUGAAUCUCAACGCUUCAAAGAUUAAGGGGGGGAUUGAUUUUCCAGACCUGAAUUUACCAGAUGCUGACCUCAAAGCCGAUAAACUAGACAUGACUGCUCCAGAUCUUGACAUCAAUGCACCCUCAGGGAAAUUCAAAAUGCCUAAAUUCAGAGGCCUGAAGGGACCAAAUGUUGACAUUAAUGGCGCUAUAGAGGGACCAGAUAUGAACUUGUCAUCUCCCAAACUCAAGGGUCCCAAAGCACACCUCAACAUUCCAGAUGCUGAUAUUGACAGUCCAUCGGGAAAAUUCAAAAUGCCAACUUUCAAGAUGCCACAUUUAGGUUUAUCUGGACCAAAAGUUAAGGGGCCUGACUUGGAUCUUUCAGCCCCCAAGUUGAAAGGGGGAAUUAGUCACCCAGAUUUGGAUCUGCCAGAUGUUGACCUCAAAGGCCCCAAACUAGACCUCAAUGCACCAGAUGUAAACUUUAAUAUGCCCUCAGGUAAAGUCAAAGUACCUACAUUGAAGAAACCAAAGGUUGAUCUUAAUGCUCCUGAUCUGGACAUUGAUGGCCCCUCUGGUCACCUGAAAAUGCCCAAAUUUGGGCUGUCUGGUAAAAUGCCAAAAUCCACAAAACUUAAUCUCAAAGCCCCAACGCUAAAGGGGGGAAUUGAUUCCCCAAACUUGAAUUUACCAGAUGCUGACCUCAAAGCCCCUAAACUAGAUGUGAAUAGCCCAGAUCUUUACAUAAAUGCACCUUCUGGGAAAUUCAAAAUGCCUAAAUUUAAAAUGCCUAAAUUCAGGGGCCUAAACAGACCAGAUGUUGACAUUGAUGGAGACUUAGACGGCCCAGAAAAAGAUAUCAAUGCCCCCACAGCUAAUCUCAAAGGACCCAAAACAGGUCUAAAAAUGCCUGAUUUGAAGAUGCCUGAUUUCGGGCUAUCUGGGCCAAAUGUAGAUGCACCUGAUUAUGACUUACCUGAUAUUGAUCUCUCAGCCCCAAAGCUAAAAGGGGGAAUCAGCCCCCCAGAUUUGAGACUACCUAAGGAUCUUCUCAGAGGGCCCAAACUAGACCUCAAUGUUCCAGAUAUGCCAUCAGGUGAAUUCAGAGUUCCAACCAUAGAGAGGCAAAAUGGUAGCAUCAAAACCCCUGGUUUUGACAUCAGCACUCCUACAUUCAAAAUGCCCGAAAUGCCUAAAUUUAUGUUGUCUAGACCAAAAAGACCGGAUCAAGACAUAAGUGCUGACAUAGGUUUGAAAUUGUCAAAGAUGAAAGGUGGGAUUGGUUCACCGGACCUGGACCUACCUACAGUUGACCUAGAAGCCCCUAAGAUAGAUGUAGACACUCCAGAUAUGAACAUUGAUUCCCCCUCUGGGAAUUUCAAAAUGCCCCACCUCAAAAUGCCUAAAUUCAGCCUUUCUGGUCUGAAUGGUCCAGAUGCUGGAAUAGAUGGAGACAUUGAUGGACCGGACCUGAGCUUGUCAGCCCCGAAAGUAAACACAGGGAUCGGUAGUCCAGAUUUAGACAUAAAUGUUCCCUCUGGAAAUCUCAACGGUCCCCAAGCUGAUCACAAUUUGCCAGACAGUGACAUUGCUAUACAAUCUCGAAAAUUCAAACUGCAAUCCUUUAAAUUGCCUCAGUUUGGAAGUCCCAACCUAAGGGCAGGUACAGAUAUGGACUUUAUGAAAACAAAUGACAUUUCUCCUCCAAAGGCUAAAGUGGAUCUAAAAGCACCAGACUUGAAAGUUAGUCACCCAGAUGUCAGCCUGAGUUUACCCAAAGCUGAUAUCAGAGGCCCAGAAUACAAAGUGUCAUCUCAUAGUAAACGCAGAUCUGAUAUCCCAGGUGGAGCACAUUUAAAAUUGCAAGCGAUGGACAUAGAUACCGAAGAGACACUGCCACACACUGAUAGGAAGUCUAGGAAGGUCAAAGGAAGGGCCAGUUAUCCCAUUGCAGAUAUUGAUUUGCCAAAAGUUGAGUACAAAGCAUCUGGUUUGGAGCUGCGAGGUUCAGACCUUAACGAUCCCACAGGGAAAUUAAAAAUUCCCAAAUCUAAGACUAAAUUGGGUAGUCAUACAAGAAUACCAGACCUUGAUGUAGACUCAAGUCUUGCCAGUAUUAAUGCCUCAGUCCCUAAACUUCCACAGCCAGGGUAUGGAGUAGAAGUUUCACAGACAGAUUUAGAUUUGAGCAGAACUGACCUCAAGGGCAAUAAACAUCUUAGAAAAGCUCCAGCUGGUGAAACUGGCAGAACAAAAAGGAGAAGUCCAAAACAGUCUGAAAUUGUCAUGUCUAUGCCAAAUUGUACUCAUAGUUCAAACCCCAAAAUGUCUGAAGAUCAAGAAGGAUAUUUUGUCACUGCAUUUCCCAAACAUGUCAAAGGGGAUGUACCAGACGGAACUGGGAGCCUGAAAAAUCGGCACAAGGAAGAGUCAAACCGUCGAUCUCAAACACUCAGAAGUCUCGAUUUCAGUGCAUCAAAUGUGGACCUUGAAGUUCCAGAAGAUGAGAACUUAAAAGGGUCAACGUUCUGGCUUUCAAAGCUUAUAUAGCAUUCAGACAACUGACUAAAUGUAAUUUUAGGCUUGUUUGAAUCACAAUCUUCUGUUGAAACAUAAUGCAGAAAACGUCUGUUACGUAUUAAACAAGCAUCAGAUUAUUUUCACAUAUUUGUACUUUUUUUAAUGUAAAUUGUUUGGCAUUUGUUAUGAACAUGUUGAGAACAAAUUUGUAAAGCUUUCUUUUGUCAAGUGAUUUAAAAAAUGUAUGAAAGGUUUAUGUUCUGCUGAUAAGCUAUUUGAAUGGUAUUUUUACUCUACACUUGCUACAUUGUAAUAAAAUAAAAUGGGAUUUAGUAACUU